UUUCAUCAUUGUCCUUUUCAAAUUCAUCCCCCUCUCUCUCUCUCCGCCUGGACUGUUCCCUGAUGCUCACGAUUACGGCCUAUAAUCAAACCCUAACUUUCUCUCUCUAAGCAUACCCACACACACACUCUCUCUCUCUCUCUCUCUCUCUACAAUUCUAUCCAGUCGACCUCAUUUGACCCCAAGAAUCCCGUGAUUUCUGGCUAGUCUUCAAUCAAGGGCAUGUGCUGGUGAUUAUAUAGAUUUUUUUUAUAUAUAAUAAUUGGAGCUGUCAUUUGAUUCGCUCUGCCAUUUACAUGGGCUGUUGAUGGUACAUGGAUGAUUCAAGCAGCGGGGAAUAACAUACAUGUGUCUGCUUUCCCAUGCACGUGUUUUUUCAUAUUGGUUUGAUUUGGAAAUGGCAAAAGGUACCAGGGGACGACGCAGGAUUGCUUCACGACAGUACAGGCCAACCCCGUACCCAUUGCCAUCACGUAAUCAGGAUGUAUCAAUGGUCACGAACCCAAAGAAACAUUCGAAAAUUUUGGAGAAGAAAGACUGGGAAAAUGCUACCUGUUCUGUAUGCAUGGAGUAUCCCCACAACGCUGUUCUUCUCUUGUGUUCCUCUCAUGACAAGGGAUGCCAUCCCUACAUGUGUGGCACUAGUUCUCGCUAUUCUAACUGCCUUGAUCAGUACAAGAAAGCCUACACAAAAGUGAAAUCAACCCAUCAUGACCAAGCCUCGCACAGGUCAGCUGAUAAUCCAAUUGUGGUGGGCUCAGUUUCUAGUUUGCCUGUUGAAAAGCUUGAAGUAACAGAGCUUGCAUGCCCUCUUUGCAGAGGUCAGGUGAAGGGUUGGACCAUGGUUGAACCCGCACGGCAAUAUCUGAAUGCUAAGAAGAGAAGCUGUAUGCAGGAUAACUGCUCAUUUGUCGGAACUUACAAAGAGCUUAGGAAACAUGUGAGGGAAGAGCACCCUUCUGCUCGGCCACGGGAAGUGGAUCCUAAUCUUGAACAAAAAUGGACACGGCUUGAGCAUGAGCGAGAACGAGAGGAUGUGAUAAGCACGAUAAGAUCGUCGAUGCCUGGGGCAAUGGUUUUGGGUGAUUAUGUGAUAGAAGGAAGUCAUUACGGGUUUGAUUCAGAUGAAGAGGAUGAUUUUGAUGUGAAUGUAGCAGAGAGGAAUGAGGGUUUGGAACUGGGAAUUGAUAGCAAUUUGGUUGAUGUCUUUUUCUUAUUCCAUGCAUUUAGACCAACAGGGAAUCUUGGUCAGAAUAGAGGGAUGCGUCGGCAGGAGAUAGAUUUGAACCGCACAUUGGAUGAAGUUGAUGGGUUCGAUUUGUCUGAUCAGGACAGUGACAGUGACGAUGAUGAUGGUGCCAAUGAGGGUAUGUCCUUGGUUGGUCGUCUUCGUCGCCAAGGCAGGGUUCUACUGGGACAGUCGGGAAGGAGACGAAGGCGUAGAGAGGUUGGUUAGUGGGGGCCAGAGAUAGAUCUAAAUGGUGAUGAAAAAUAAUGGAAUUUGGAGAAGAUUCUUAGGUCUGUUAAUUUAAGAGUAGAGAGAAAAAAAGAAAUUAUUAUUUCCUUUACAUUAUUUUCUUUUAAUCUGUGAUUAUUGGUUGUGCAGUAGAAUGACUGGAAAAUGGAAGGUGGAAAAGGCUGUUUUCCCACCGUUGUGCUAUUCUUAAUUUGUAAUUUGUGUGUUUUAUACUGUAAAAAUUGUAUUUUACAAUGUUAAGAAAAACUUUGCUAUAAGUAUUUUUUAUUUAGUUA
This is a messenger RNA of Camellia sinensis, 1752 nucleotides long. RefSeq lists its product as uncharacterized. Lineage: Eukaryota; Viridiplantae; Streptophyta; Magnoliopsida; Ericales; Theaceae. The record is from RefSeq and is a predicted model, not a curated record.